Molecule: messenger RNA, 1148 nt
Organism: Entelurus aequoreus (snake pipefish)
Lineage: Eukaryota; Metazoa; Chordata; Actinopteri; Syngnathiformes; Syngnathidae
Product: peroxiredoxin-like 2A
Exons: 7
Source: RefSeq, a predicted model, not a curated record
GGCGCAUGCGCGAGUUACAGUCCUGUGCAAAGACCCGUGUCGUCACUAACAGCGGGUGCCGGCGUUUAUCAGUUAUUUGCAGCAACAUUUUGAGAGCUAAAGCGUUUUGGAACGGAAUGAGCUGAACUACAGACAAUUGGAAACAAUGUUUGAGUCUGUGGACUUGGAACUGUUCGGGAUGGGGAUGUGGACUCUAGGACUGGGAGCCCUUGGUGCUGCCCUGGCAGGGGUCUUCCUGAUCAAUUCUGACUUUUGUCUACCCAAAUUUCUCCCUGCUUCGCUGGACCAUCUUGCUGACGCUGACCUGCGCUCCACCACUGACGAAGAGGAGCUCAUCAAAGCAAAGAGUCUCUGGGAGAAGAACGGCGCGGUCAUCUUCGCCGUGCGGCGGCCCGGAUGAUCUUUGUGCAGAGAGGAGGCCACUGGGCUGUCCUCUCUCAAGCCCCAGCUGGAAGAGCUUGGGGUCCCUCUGGUGGCCUUGGUGAAGGAGCGUGUGGGCACAGAGAUCCAGGACUUCAAACCGCACUUCGCCGGGGACGUUUACAUCGACGAAAAUAAACAUUUCUACGGUCCCAAAAUGGGCGGCAUGGGGGUGUUUCGUCUGGCUGCUUUGCAGAGCUUCUUCCGGGCCUGGAGGUCUGGUUACCAGGGCAACCUGAAGGGCGAGGGCUUCAUCAUGGGUGGCGUGUUUGUCAUCGGCGCAGGAGAUCAGGGAGUCCUACUGGAGCACCGUGAGAAGGAAUUUGGCCACAAAGUGGAAGCGGCGCAUGUUCUUGAAGCUGUUAGGAAAAUUGUUCCUCGCAAAUAAGUUUGCUAGAACACUAAAUGUAUAAAACAGAACAAAUGACAUAACCACCAAUCAAUGUUAAAUAAUUCCAUCCAAACGGUGUACCUCUUACGAUUUAGAACACUAGCUCUACCUCUGCAGACACUUGAAAGCUAGACGGGUAUGAACACAGGAAUUUGAUUCACGCAAGCGCACCUUCAACAUGUAUAAGUGUGUGUUUUAAUAAUGACGACUUGGCUCAAAACUCCAAAGGAGAGGAGCAAGUUUGAUGGCUAAAAUGCACGUUCUGCUGCAGAUGUUGAGGUCUGCUUGCUGGUUUGAGACAAUGUGACCCGUGAACAGCAAUAAACAUUAUACUCAA